CGGCAUACAUCAUCCAAGAUGGAUGCCAAUCAUAAGGGGCCACCGAUCCUAGCCCGUACAAAGGCGCUGACUGACAGGGAGGUUUACUGGAUGAGCGAUGUCUUCUACAGAUCGGCCUUUUAUGUGGUUCUCCUGUCAUGGGUUAUAUGUUUAUCGGGGCCGCUUUUUAUGUUUGGCAUUCCUAAAUUGUUCAUGACAAGUACAGAUACUCAGACCAGCGAGCACGCUGAACAUACUGGGGACGAUGGAAACAGGAAAGAAUGGAUUUAUCGUCACCUACGGAAGAUGGAGAUGAGAGAUACCGCAUCAGCUUUCAUUAUGGUGGCCUGUGUGUUGAGAAUGUGGCCCCGUACCUUCUGUCGUAUACAGCUCUACUCAUAUACAGGCCGGGUAAUAAGAAGACGUAACCGUGUCGCUCAAACCACAGGGCCCUACUUGAAGAAAUUUCGCCAGGGUUUGCGCCACCUGGCGGAUGUUACGGAAAUUCUUCGUCUGGAGAAGGAGAAGCUCACUCGCAGGAGGAAGAAGGUCUACACGAAGUACAGCAUUGCAGAGGAGACAAUACUUCGUGAUAUACGCAGUAAGGAAAGGCUUAUCGGGUUCCUGAGGACGCAGAUGCAAUGCCAGACACUUGGGUUGAAGGAAGUAACGUCAUCGGUGAAAGUCUCGCGAGACCGUCUCGAAGUACAACGAGACGAAAACAAGUCUAUUAUAGACCAAUUAGAAUACUUUGCCCAAAUAGCACAGUUUCGUUAGUAGUGACAAGUUUUAUUCUGUAUUGGACAAGUAUUGGGCUGAAUGCGGCCCUGCAAACACAGGAUAUUGUGUGUGAGGAAGGGUUCCAUACCGUGUCAAACAGUAAACAAGGCAUAAGCAUAAAAACACGACACAGGAAAGAUUGGAUACUUUAUAUCAUAAAAUUGAAACCAUUUUGGACAGUUGUAAGAUGAUAUAUCCGGCAAAUAAAUAGGGAUCGGGCUUGUUAACGUGCAUCAUUUUGUCUUUGAUAACCAAAAUAUACGUAUACUUACGUAAACAGAUAUAUAAGUACAAAUUUGGUCAUAUCAAGGCAGUAUCCAAUCUUGUGACUUGAAAAGAAGGUGAAUUGGUGCACACAUUCUCAUAGGCUUGUUUACACGUUGUGAUAUAAACGAAGAAAGGCUUUGCAAAGUGAAACAAUCGAAAUAGGAAGCUUCCUAUUAUUUUUUUUCUACGAGGCCAAUCAUACCGGGGUUCAUAGAAAUCGUAUGUGCCCAAGAGCAUAUAUUCUCUCACGAAGCAGUCCUCGAACUGCGAUUGGCUAAUCACUUCUGCCAACUAUGUCGUUGUGCAUGUAAAUAUAGAUAAGCCAAGAAAUCCGUAAUAAAUACAACCUUAUAUU
Haliotis rufescens (red abalone) is the source of this 1381-nucleotide messenger RNA. RefSeq lists its product as uncharacterized. NCBI's taxonomy places the organism in Eukaryota, Metazoa, Mollusca, Gastropoda, Lepetellida, Haliotidae. The record is from RefSeq and is a predicted model, not a curated record. The transcript is spliced from 5 exons. Bases 19 to 756 code for a protein of 245 amino acids.